AUGCCAUAUCUUGCAUAUAGGUUGUCCGUAAAUGACGGUACGCUUGCAUAUACUAUUAAGCCGACCGGAAACAUGUGGUUCCAGAUUGUCGUUUUCGUCGUUAGCACAGUGGCCCCAGUCCUAACCGGCCUCCUCGCUGUUUGGGGAUUUAUGGGUGCAUUCUACUCUGUCGAAUUUAACAAGGUCGGUGUCAGGGUCAAAGGAAUGGGAGCUCUGGUCCCUGCUUUUAUUGGAAAGAGAGGUAAGCAAAAGUCAAGGGCACUGAUUCCUGGCAGCGCAGCUGCCUCUCGCCUGUCCCCAGUGCCUGGCGCAGUUGGCGCAGCUGGUGCAGCUGCAGACAGAAGAACCAUCCUUAUUGCUACUAUGGAGUACGAUAUUGAAGAUUGGGCUAUCAAGAUCAAGAUCGGUGGUCUCGGUGUCAUGGCGCAACUUAUGGGAAAGAAUCUUGGCCAUCAGGACCUGAUUUGGGUUGUUCCUUGUGUCGGUGGUGUCGAAUACCCCGAAGCUGAACGUGCUGAGCCGAUGUCUGUGACUAUUCUUGGUUCCACCUAUGAGGUCGAAGUCCAGUACCACAUCCUGCGCAGCAUUACAUACGUGCUGUUGGAUGCUCCGGUCUUCAGGAAGCAGACAAAGACUGAUCCCUACCCGGCCCGAAUGGACGACCUCGAAUCCGCUGUCUAUUACCACUUGGAACAGUGUAUUGCACUUGCAAUUACGCGUUUCCCCAUUGAUUUGUAUCAUAUCAACGAUUAUCACGGAGCUGCGGCACCUCUUUACAUGCUUCCAGACUGCUAUCGUCCUGUUUGCCAGACCACUCACCAAUAUCUGUAG
Molecule: messenger RNA, 831 nt
Organism: Pseudogymnoascus destructans
Lineage: Eukaryota; Fungi; Ascomycota; Leotiomycetes; Thelebolales; Thelebolaceae
Product: Cell wall alpha-1,3-glucan synthase ags1
Exons: 1
Coding region: 1-831 (276 amino acids)
Biological process (GO): fungal-type cell wall (1->3)-alpha-glucan biosynthetic process
Cellular component (GO): fungal-type cell wall
Molecular function (GO): alpha-1,3-glucan synthase activity
Source: RefSeq, a predicted model, not a curated record